Molecule: messenger RNA, 973 nt
Organism: Galeopterus variegatus (Sunda flying lemur)
Lineage: Eukaryota; Metazoa; Chordata; Mammalia; Dermoptera; Cynocephalidae
Gene: IGFBP6
Product: insulin-like growth factor binding protein 6
Exons: 4
Coding region: 49-759 (236 amino acids)
Biological process (GO): regulation of insulin-like growth factor receptor signaling pathway
Cellular component (GO): extracellular region
Molecular function (GO): insulin-like growth factor II binding; insulin-like growth factor I binding; fibronectin binding
Source: RefSeq, a predicted model, not a curated record
UGCGCUACGACUGCUCUGGGAGGACUGGACGGGGCAAAAAUCCUGACCAUGACCCCCCAAAGGCUGCUGCCGCCACUGCUGCUGCUAACUCUGCUGUUCGCUGCCCGCCCAGGAGGCGCCUUGGCGCGGUGCCCAGGCUGCGGGCAGGGGGUGCAGGGGGGUUGUCCAGGGGGCUGCGUGGAGGAGGAUGGGGGGCCGCCGGCGGAGGGCUGUGCAGAAGCUGGGGGCUGUCUCAGGACAGAGGGGCAGCACUGCGGGGUCUACACCCCUAACUGCGCCCCAGGAUUGCAGUGCCAACCACCCGAGGACGACGAGGCCCCUUUGCGGGCGCUGCUGCUGGGUCGGGGCCGCUGCCGCCGGGCCCGCGCGCCCUCUGAGGAGAAUCCUAAGGAGAGUAAGCCCCAAGCAGGGACCACCCGCCCACAGGACGCCAACCGCAGAGACCAACAGAGAAAUCCAGGGACCUCUACCGCUCCUGCCCGGACCAACUCUGGCGGUGUCCAAGACACCGAGAUGGGCCCAUGUCGCAGACACUUGGACUCAGUGCUGCAGCAACUCCAGACUGAGAUCUACCGUGGGGCUCACACUCUCUACGUGCCUAAUUGUGACCAUCGAGGCUUCUAUCGGAAGCGGCAGUGCCGCUCCUCCCAGGGGCAGCGCCGAGGUCCCUGCUGGUGUGUGGAUCGAAUGGGCCAGCCCCUGUCGGGCUCUCCAGAUGGUGUUGGAAGCUCCCCCUGCCCCGCUGGGAGUAGUGGCUAAAGCUUUCGGGAACUGCAGGGCCACUGGCAGGAGCAUGGAGCUGUCAUCUUGAGUUAUUUGUUGAGUGAUGAGUAACUUGGGGCUCUGAACCCCAUGAUCCACCUUUAGGCCCUGCCCCGUUGUCUCUCUCACCCCCGAGUCCUUAUACAUCUGGUUGGAAAGAUUGCUGGUGUUGGCUUGGGGCGUUAAUAAAACUGUGUCAGGGGUCUCUGGC